GGCUUGGAGUAAGAAGCUAGGCUCCAAGGUCGAAUUGCAUUUGAUUCCAAGAUUCUUUCCACCACAGUCAACGAUGGCCCUUCUUCGUAACGUUGCUUAUUCUCUCAGGACUCUGACCGAAUCAAAGAAUGUUGUUGUGGCUUUAUAUCACAAAAAUGUGAUUGAUCAUUUCGAAAAUCCCCGUAACGUUGGUUCACUUGAUAAGAAUGAUAACAAUACAGGUACAGGACUUGUUGGGGCCCCUGCUUGUGGGGAUGUCAUGAAAUUACAGAUUAAAGUUGAUGAUAAUGGGAAAAUAGUUGAUGCUAAAUUUAAAACUUUCGGUUGCGGCUCAGCCAUUGCCUCCAGUUCCCUUGCAACUGAAUGGGUGAAAGGUAAAUCGGUCACUGAAGCUGCAUCCAUAAAGAACAGUGAGAUAGCUAAAGAACUAUGUCUUCCACCAGUAAAGCUACAUUGUUCCAUGUUGGCUGAAGAUGCAAUCAAAGCAGCGUUAAAUGAUUACAAGCGAAAGAAGCAACAAGCAAAUUCCUGAAAUAUUGUGGUAUAAAGGAACAAAAACUGCUCUAAACUAGAUUUUCCUGCCUUUGGUCUCACUAAGAAUUAUUUUAGCAGGACUUGUUGGUUUAUAAUUCUAAUCCUUGCCUAUGCCUAGCAGAUCACUUCUGAUCCUUUGACUUUUUACAAUGAAUGUUUGACUUGUGGAUGGAGCCAACAUAUCAUUAAUAAAAUUAUAUAUUUUAAUGAGCUUUUAAAUAUUAAAUAUUCACACAGCUGUGUGUCUGAUGAUGGUGGUGGUGGUUUUAAAUGGACUGAAGAAAAUUGAAGCAUCUUUUUUUUUAAAUAAAAUAGGACAUGCAAUCAAGUAUGUAUUUAUCCAAUUAUACAUUCAAGUAGCUGUGCAUUCAAAUAUACAGUAAGACUUUCCAGUUCCUGUGUAUUUGAGUAUAUAAUAGGACACUAAAACAAUUAUUGAAGCAGUUUUAUAUAUAUAUAUAUAUAAACGAAAAUGAGAUGACAUAGGACAAAACAAUUGUGUUAUGGACUUCAUUUGCUUACAGCUGUUUCGGCUAUAAGAUGCAGUGUACUCAUAGUUGAGUACCAGAAUAAAACCUUACAGCUCCAUUGGAGCCUCAAAUAUGAAGUGCAAUUUAUUUGAGAAAACAAUUACAUUUGUGCCUAUAUAUAUAAGGCAUUGCCAAUGAGAAAAUCAAUACAAAUGUUUAUAAAAAAGUGUUUAUCCAAAAGUUAAUUAGAUCUAAUAGUAGUAAUAUAGGUGUGUGUGUGUGUGUAUAUAUAUAUAUAAUGGGAAAGUUUACGAAAAUAAACAAAAGACGAAGGCAGGUG
Messenger RNA from Octopus sinensis (East Asian common octopus), 1344 nucleotides. RefSeq names its product iron-sulfur cluster assembly scaffold protein IscU-like. Gene Ontology annotation, biological process: iron-sulfur cluster assembly; intracellular iron ion homeostasis. The coding region runs from base 74 to 532 and encodes 152 amino acids. Gene Ontology annotation, molecular function: 2 iron, 2 sulfur cluster binding; ferrous iron binding. The record is from RefSeq and is a predicted model, not a curated record. Gene Ontology annotation, cellular component: cytoplasm; mitochondrial matrix. The transcript is spliced from 5 exons. Lineage: Eukaryota; Metazoa; Mollusca; Cephalopoda; Octopoda; Octopodidae.